AAGUCCCCCAACAUGAGCGGGAGGAGGAAGAGAAACGGUCCGGCUCUCCGGUGCAUUCCAGGCGAACACAUCCGAGAAGAGGCCACCCACGUGAGCAAGAGCGUCCCUUCCCGAGACGGCGGAGGAUACGUCCCCGGCACCCUCUACUGCACCAAUCUCCGAGUGGCUUUCCUACCAGACGGCUCCGCCAACACGGCGGACUGCUCCUGCCCCCUGUUCCUGCACAGCGAUCACGACGUGGCCCUGUCCUGCAUCCGAAGACUCGUGGCUGUCAAUAGCUUUACAAAAGCAAAGGUGCUGACUGGUACUUCCACCCUGAAGUUCAUCCCAGAAGAGCUGAUCAUCUACUGCAGGGAUUUCCGGGUGCUGAGAUUUCGCUUCCACGAGAGCGGUCUGGAACCUCAGGCUUUCCGGGUGACCAUGGCCAUCGUGCAGGCCCAGGAGAGCAGCAGCAGAGGCCGUGGCCUUGAACCUGCAGCUCUGAGGAAUUUGGGGAACAGCCAACUGAAGAAGGAAGAGGAAGAGUUUCCCACGCUACUUUUCGAGACCCUCCGCGACUGGGAGAAGGAGCUGAAGCGCCUCGGGGCGGCUGGCUGGCGGGUCAGCCCGGUCAACGAGCGCUUCGAUAUGUCCACCAGCCUUCCAAAGUACCUUUGGGUCCCCAACGGCUUCCUGGACAAUGAGCUGAAGAGAGCCUUCGUGCAUUUCAACGGACGGCGCAUCCCGAGGCUGUGCUGGCACCAUCCUGGGGGCAGCGAUCUCCUUCGAGCUGCCAGUUUCCACGCCGACUCGGACCCAGAGAAGGAAGACAUGAGGUGCGUAGAAACCCUGAUGCUGGCGGGACAUUCCCAGUGCGUGAUUGUGGAGACGGGGGCCGACCUGCCCAGCCCGGCCGAGAUCCAGCAGGCCCACCUCCGACUGUGGGGCCUCAGCCUCUGCCUUGUGGAUUCCUUUGCGGCUCCGGCGGAUGAGAAGUGGCUCUCCGGCCUGGAAGGGACGCGGUGGCUGGACUACGUGAGGGUGUGUCUCAGGAAGGCCAGCGAAGUGGCUGUCCUGCUAGCCGAGAGGAGUCGAUCCGUCAUUCUGCAAGAAACAGACGACAGGGAUCUGAAUUGUUUGCUGGCCUCCCUGGUACAGGUCAUUUCGGACCCCUACGCAAGGACCAUCUCCGGGUUCCAGAGCCUGGUGCAGAGGGAGUGGGUGGCCGCCGGACAUGCCUUCCAGCAGCGCCACAACCUGUGGCAGAAGAACGAACGGGACGAGUCUCCUGUGUUCCUCCUCUUCCUGGACUGCGUCUGGCAGCUGCUACGGCAAUUCCCACAAUCCUUUGAGUUCACGGAGGCCUACCUGUUGGCCCUGCACGACAGCACCUGCGUCCCGUUUCUCAGCACCUUCCUAUUCAAUUGCCAGUGGGAAAGAGGGCGGAAUAAUCAGCACCGUUUUCUCAAUCAGCUUUACACUCCUAUCAACGGCUGGCGAGAAACCCUGUGUCUGGAAAUCCUGCCGAAGGACAGCUACCCGGCGAAGGAGGCAGGGGGUGCCUCUUUGCCCAGCGUCUGGGACUGGGGCCUGCGGUACAGCCUCCAGCAGAGGGCGCAGUUCCGGAACCCUGGCUACCGACACGGCAGCAACAGCCACGGACCUGUCCAGAACGGGAGCUUCCUGCCCCAGACCGGUCACAAGAUGGAAAACCCUCCUGGGAACUGGGCGGUGUUCUUACCCUCCAAGGGCUCUUUGUCUCUCCCGGCGCAACUCUUCCCUUGGAAAAAUGGCUCCCUGUCUAAGAAGGUGUCCCGGUGGGCUCAGCUGUCGGAGGGCCUUGGGGAACAGGACAGGCCCUCGAGAGGCAAAUCCAGCCUCCGCCACCUUCCCCCGAGAGGUCUGCUGCUCCUCCCAUCGCAUGCGGGGCCGUUCAUCCAGCUAUGGAAAAGAUGUUACCUCCGUGGGAACCCGGAGGCUCAGGCUGGUCUCUUCGCUUCCUCCAUUGCUGGCCUCACGGAGGAACUGCGCCUUCUCCAAGAGCGGCUGAGCAACUGGCAAGCAUGGGAAAGCUACAGCCCGGCUGUCGAGAAUGGGAGAGAGCCCCAUUGAGGGCCGGCCGAGACCACAUGGAGCUCCCCCUUUCCAGCUGGUUGUUGGGAGGGGGCCUUCGGAGUAUCCAGCGACAGCCGCGAUGCAGCGAUGCCAGGUUUAUGGACACCUGCAGCAGAAUCCUGAACACAUUCCCAUUGGAACCAAACAUUCCACUGGUAGAAGCCGCGCCGGCGCCCUCUGCUAUGCAGAAAGACUCUAUGCUGGAUGUUUCCUUCAUCGGCACUGGGCUAGGCAGAAUCUCACUGAAUUUCCAUUCAUGCUGGUAACGUAGAACAUAGAAACAUUGAGCUGGAAGGGGUCCCCCAAGGGCCAUCUAGUCCAGCCCCCUGAACAGUGUAGGAAAUUCACAGAUACCUCCCCCACACUCCGCUGCUCUGUGCCCCGGGGAAGGCAAAAAAAAAAACCCUCCAGGUUCCCUGGCCAAUCUGGCCUGGAGGAACAUUCCU
Molecule: messenger RNA, 2540 nt
Organism: Gekko japonicus
Lineage: Eukaryota; Metazoa; Chordata; Lepidosauria; Squamata; Gekkonidae
Gene: MTMR11
Product: myotubularin related protein 11
Exons: 16
Coding region: 13-2091 (692 amino acids)
Source: RefSeq, a predicted model, not a curated record